GCUGGAGGUCAUGUGAAGGCCUGUAUCCUAAAUGGUCUUUUUCCCAUAGUUCUGGGGCAGAGCCCAUGCUGGAGCCCACCUAGCCCCUCCCCGUGAUGGGCCGGAUUCACUGGGAGGGGGGAGGGGUGGAUCAUAUUUUCAGGUCUUUCCUGCUCUCCUGGCAGCCCAAGUAUCCAGCAGCUGUAGGCCAGAGGUGUUGGAGGUGGGGUGUGACAGGACCAGCCCCGGAGCCCGCCUCUGCGCCUCUGAGGUCGGUAAGUGCUGCAGUCAUGGGGCUCACUCGGAGGAAGCCUCACCCUCGGCCCCUGCUCCUCCUGGUGCUGAUAUGGCUCUCCCGAAGCCUGAGUCUGGACCUGGUUCCCUACAAGCCACAGAUAACAGCCUGGGACCUGGAAGGGAAGGUCACAGCCACCACCUUCUGUCUGGAACAGCCUCGGUGCAUCUUCGAUGAGCAUGCCUCAGCCAACGACACCAUCUGGCUAGUGGUGGCUCUCAGCAAUGCCUCCAGGGACUUCCAGAACCCACAGACCCCUGCUGAGAUCCCGACCUCCCCACAGCUGCUGACUCACGGCCACUAUAUGACAUUACCCCUGUCCCUGGACCAGCUGCCCUGUGAGGAUCCGGCAGGGGGCAGUGGAGGUAUCCCCGUGCUUCGGGUGGGCAAUGACGUUGGCUGUUACCAGGAGCACUAUUGCAAUGCUCCCCUCCCCAGCCAGGGGCCUUACAGUGUGAAGUUCCUUCUGAUGGAUGCCAGUGGCCCGCCCAAGGCUGAGACGAAGUGGUCCAAUCCCAUUUAUCUCCAUCAAGGGAAGGCCCCCAGCUCCAUCGACACGUGGCCCGGUCGGCGGAGUGGCUGUGUGAUUGUCAUAACUUCCAUCCUCUCCGCGCUGGCCGGCCUCUUGCUCCUGGCUUUCCUGGCAGCCUCCACUGUGCGAUUCUCCAGCCUGUGGUGGCCAGAGGAAGCCCCAGAGCAGCUGCGCAUUGGCUCCUUCAUGGGCAAACGCUACGUGACGCACCAUAUCCCCCCCAGCGAGGCUGCCACACUGCCCGUGGGCUGUGAGCCUAGCCUGGACCCGCUCCCCAGUCUCAGCCCGUAGCCUGGGGUCUGCAGCUCGGGCCUGGGGUGAGGGGCGGAGAGCAGGGGCGGGCCCCGAGGGCGGGGCGUCUGGCCUCGUCACAGCCCCGUAGCUGCCUGGCUGGUUUAUCUCCGGCUUCUGGUUCUGUCCCUCGCUAGGCCUCUGUCUGUAAGUGCAUUUCCAGAGGAUCAGGGUCACGUUGGGGUCUGCUUAACUUCCUUCCUGUGAGACCGGAGGAGGCGGGUAGUCCACCCUGGCCUUCACCGGACUUCAGAGAACGGGGAGCAGAUGGGCGUGAGGGCACAGAGCUGUGACCCCACGCUCAGGGGGCUGAAGCAGGAGCGUCAUGUGCUCCGGGCCAGUCUGGCUCUAGAGUGGGAGCCUGUCUCAAAACAAGCAAGACCCCCCCCCCCCGCCCCAGGAUGCCUUGCUCUGCUGCAGUUAGUAGGUUGGGCUGGGCCCAACAUGAGACUUCCAAGGCUCCGACUUCCGCCCUACCCAGCCACCAGGCUGGAUGCAUCUGCACCCUGUCCCCGAGCCUGGCCCUUCCUGAGGACGGACUCACCCGCGUCAAGGUGAGGUGCAAGUGGCUAUCAGUGACAGCCCGGCUACCUGUGCCCGCCGCUCGCUCUGCACGCAUCGCUCUCUGCGCAUCAUUCAUCGCGCACCUGCUGUGUGCCGCACCGUGUUAGACAGCCUCGGGCAGAGCUGGCCGUGACUUCGGGGAGUCCACCUUGCUUUGACUCUCGGGCCGACUCCCGUCCAGGUGUGGGAUCUGUUACUGCUGAGGAGAUGCCAUGCCCUCAAACUGUCCUCAGGGCCACACCCUCUCAGUUACCACGGAGACCCUUUGGGACCCGCAGUUCUUCCAUCGAAGGAAAAGCUCUCCAGGACCACGCCGGUGGUUCCUGCCAUCGCCACCUGGGGGCGCCCGUGCGCUGAGGCCGUGUGGCAGCAGGACCCGCGCACGCGUUCCUGCUAGCAUGCGCUCGCUACCCUGACCAUCGCGUGCCUGCUCCGUCCUCUCAGGGGUCGGGGAAGCGUGUAUUCCCAGCCUCAGCCAGGUCAAGCCCGCCCAGCUAUCCGGUUCUCUCCGACGGCGACACCCGGGGCUCAGUAACUUGCCGGCCCACACUGUCCAGCCACCCUACCCCAUGUCCUGCCGCGCCGGUCUGAUCAAGCUCCAGGGAAGUUAAUAAAUGUUACUGUGUAGCCCA
Molecule: messenger RNA, 2293 nt
Organism: Mesocricetus auratus (golden hamster)
Lineage: Eukaryota; Metazoa; Chordata; Mammalia; Rodentia; Cricetidae
Gene: Upk3b
Product: uroplakin 3B
Exons: 6
Coding region: 96-1097 (333 amino acids)
Source: RefSeq, a predicted model, not a curated record